Molecule: messenger RNA, 1505 nt
Organism: Lycium barbarum (goji berry)
Lineage: Eukaryota; Viridiplantae; Streptophyta; Magnoliopsida; Solanales; Solanaceae
Product: cellulose synthase-like protein G3
Exons: 7
Coding region: 39-1358 (439 amino acids)
Biological process (GO): cellulose biosynthetic process; plant-type primary cell wall biogenesis
Cellular component (GO): trans-Golgi network; plasma membrane
Molecular function (GO): cellulose synthase (UDP-forming) activity; mannan synthase activity
Source: RefSeq, a predicted model, not a curated record
CCUCUUCCUUCAACAAAAAACAAAGUACAACAAAAAAAAUGGAAACUCUACCUCUACAAAAGUGCACAGAGCACAAAUUUUCAGCCACAAUAAACAGAACUCACACUUUCAUUCACUCAAUAGCAAUACUCUUCAUGCUAUAUUACAGACUUAUAAUCAAUCUCACCACAAUUCACAUCUCAUUUUUACCUUAUUGGUUCCUAAUUUUCACUUCCGAAUUAAUUCUCUCCUUCAUCUGGCUACUUGACUCAGCAAUUAUAUGGAGACCGGUUUCUCGUUCCGUCUUCCCGGAAAACUUACCGCCGGACGAUGAACUUCCGGCCAUCGACGUGUUUAUUUGUACGGCUGAUCCUAAAAAGGAACCAGCGUUAGGUGUUGUUAACACUGUUUUAUCGGCCAUGGCUAUUGAUUAUCCACCCGAAAAGGUGGCGGUGUAUCUAUCCGAUGACGGCAGUUCGGUUUUAACGUUGUGUGCGAUACGUGAAGCGUGGAAAUUUGGGGAACUGUGGAUCCCAUUUUGUAAGGAAUUUGGUGUGAAGAGAAUUUGCCCUGACGUAUUUUUUCAAGCAGUUGAUGAAAUUAAUGGCAGCAAGGAGUACUUGCAGGAAAGAGAAAAAAUUCAGAAAGAGUACGAGGUGUUCAAGGAGCGGUUGAAGAAAGCUCAAGAAAAUGGAGGGACAGAGGAAAGACACUUUGGUCCAAACAUUGAGAUAAUAGGGCAGAGAGGCAAAAAUAAUGGCAAAGCUAAAAUACCAUCUCUUGUUUAUGUUUCAAGGGAAAAAAAUCCUUCUCAUCCUCACCAUUUCAAAGCUGGAGCUCUCAAUGUUCUUCUUAGAGUAUCUGGGAUAAUAAGCAACUCCCCUUACAUAUUAAUGUUGGAUUGUGAUAUGCACUCCAAUGAUCCUUCUUCAGCUAGACAAGCAAUGUGCUUUCACCUUGAUCCCAAAAUCUCUCCCUCACUUGCUUUUGUCCAGUUUCCUCAAAGAUUUCACAACAUUAGCAAGAAAGAUAUUUAUGAUUCUGCCUUAAGAGCUAUUUUUGUGCUCAAGUGGCCAGGGAUGGAUGGGCUCAUAGGACCUAUAUUGUCUGGUUCAUGCUUUUAUAUGAAGAGGAAGGCUCUAUAUGGGAAUGCUACACACAAUGACAUGGAUCUUAGUGAGAUGAAGAAGUGUUUUGGUCCCUCAAAUGAGUUCCUAAAUACUCUUAAAAGCACUAAUCAUAAGGAAUUUGCUGACAAUAAGAUUCAAGAAGCAAAAAUUUUAGCCUCUUGCACCUAUGAACAGGAUUCACAAUGGGGAGAGCAGGCAAGUUCAACAUCAAUUCUAUCAACUCUAUCCUUUCCAAUUUAUGUGGCAUAAGUUGAUUGGAUACGAAACACAAAAAAUAAAGAAAGACUUUUGAAGUUUAUGAUUGUAAACAUGUAUAUGCUACUUCCUUUUUUCCAAUUUAUGUUCUGCACUUUCUGUCUAGUUUCUAUUCUAUCCUAAAAAGAAUGAUUUUGUUUA